Messenger RNA from Lactuca sativa (garden lettuce), 600 nucleotides. Its product is annotated as histone H3.2. The record is from RefSeq and is a predicted model, not a curated record. Gene Ontology annotation, cellular component: nucleosome. Lineage: Eukaryota; Viridiplantae; Streptophyta; Magnoliopsida; Asterales; Asteraceae. Gene Ontology annotation, molecular function: structural constituent of chromatin; DNA binding; protein heterodimerization activity.
AAAUCUACAAUCAAUCCAACAACAAUACUUCAAAGAGCAUCGUUAAUUCUUCACUCAAACACUCAUAUCUCUCUGCAAUCAAAUGGCUCGUACCAAACAGACGGCAAGGAAAUCCACCGGAGGAAAGGCUCCAAGGAAGCAACUGGCGACCAAGGCGGCAAGGAAGUCGGCGCCGGCCACCGGUGGAGUGAAGAAGCCACACAGAUUCAGGCCAGGAACCGUCGCAUUGCGGGAGAUCAGGAAGUACCAGAAAAGCACCGAGCUUUUGAUCAGGAAACUUCCGUUCCAGAGGCUUGUGAGGGAAAUCGCUCAAGAUUUCAAGACUGAUCUCCGAUUCCAGAGCUCUGCCGUGGCUGCACUUCAGGAGGCUUCCGAAGCGUACCUUGUUGGACUAUUUGAAGACACAAAUCUGUGCGCGAUUCAUGCUAAAAGAGUUACAAUCAUGCCUAAGGAUAUGCAGCUUGCUCGUAGGAUUCGUGGUGAGCGGGCUUAGAACUUUUGUUAUUGAUGUUAGUAUGUAGAUCUUGAUUAGUUUGAUGUUCGUCUCGGUGUUCUGUUUCUAUCUUAUUUUACUAAAUGAAAAUUUGAAUUUGGUGUUGA